UGCCCGCAGCCAAGAUGGCGGCGGGCGGCGUUUCCGGGCGGCCCGGGGCGCUGCCCUGAGGCGGGCGGGGAUGGCGGCGGGCGGCGGCUCCCCGAGCAUCGUGGAGUUCUUCGGCGGGGAGGAUGGCUACCGCUGCGGAUACUGCAGGAGCGACACCGGCAACCUGUCGCACGGUAUGUGGGCACAUUCGAUGACAGUUCAAGAUUACCAGGAUCUCAUAGACAGAGGAUGGCGAAGAAGUGGAAAAUAUGUCUACAAACCUAUCAUGAAUCAAACGUGUUGCCCUCAGUACACCAUAAGGUGCCAGGCUUUGCAUUUUCAGGCCUCCAAAUCUCACAAGAAGGUUCUGAAGAAAAUGUUGAAGUUUCUUUCCAAAGGAGAUGUUUCUAAAGUAGCGACUGAAGAGGAGCCGAUGGAUUCGCACACAGAGGAUGCGGCCGCGAGUGACUUCCCGUACAAGAGCGAGUCUCACGUCAGUCAGUCUGAGCUGACUCCCUUGGCUGUGGAUCACUCUGAGAGGGUGCAGAACGAAGAGGAGGACUCAGGGGAAGCAAAACAAGAGGUGAAGGUGCAGCAGGUGGGAUCGGAUCCUCUCCAGAUCUGCUCAGACAAGGACGCACCAGGCCCUGGGGAACCAUCGCACUCGGCUAAAGUUGUUCAUGCUCCACCCAAGCCAGGGAAAGGGGCUGACCUGAGCAAGCCCCUGUGCCGAAAAGCAAAGGACAUUCGGAAAGAGAGGAAGCUACAGAAGCUCCUCCAGAACCAGAAGUGCCCCUUAGAAGGCUCUCAGCUUCCAGGAGGAGAUCAAGCUUUCCUCUUGCAGAACUCCAAACCUAGAGCAAACCAACCUAAAAGUGUUGAAGACUUUGUUCUUGUGUCUUUACCCGAGGAUGCACGGCACAAAUUGGAGGUGAGGUUAGUACCUGUCUCCUUUGAGGACCCCCAGUUCAAAUCAUCCUUCAACCAAUCUGCCACUUUAUUUGCCAAGUAUCAGAUGUCUGUACACAAGGACACACCUUCUGACUGUGGGGAAAAUGAGUUCACACGAUUCCUGUGUGAUUCUCCUCUGGAGGCAGAGCACGCCCCAAACGGACCGGAAUGUGGCUAUGGAUCUUUCCACCAGCAGUACUGGCUGGAUGGGAAGAUAAUUGCUGUUGGUGUCAUUGAUAUCCUGCCCUACUGUGUGUCCUCUGUCUACCUGUACUACGAUCCAGACUUUUCUUUCUUAUCUUUGGGAGUCUACUCUGCAUUACGGGAAAUUGCUUUUACCAGGCAGCUUCAUGAAAAGGCUCCUGAUCUCUGUUUUUAUUAUAUGGGUUUCUACAUCCAUUCGUGCCCCAAAAUGAGAUACAAGGGUCAGUACAGGCCCUCUGACCUGCUGUGUCCAGAGACCUACGUGUGGACGCCGAUCGAGCAGUGCCUGCCCCUGCUGGAGAACUCCAAGUACUCUCGGUUCAAUCAGGAUGAAAAAGCAGUGGAUGAAGGCCAUGUGAAGGAGCUGGGCAGGGUGAGGGUGCUUCACAAGAGGACCGUGAUGCCUUACAGCGUGUACAAGAAGAGGAGGAAGGGGCCAAGCGACGAAGCCAACGUUCAGCAAUACGCCAGCUUGGUUGGACAGACCUGUUCAGAGAGAAUGCUGUUGUUCAGAAGUUGAGAAGAUCAUUAAAUUGGCGUUUCCAUGGCGCUACAUUUUAUUGCACUGCCACUGGGUGAUACGUACUGUAGUUGUGUGUUGGUGUGCCCACUCAAAUAGCAGCCUGAAAUACAGGUAUCUAUCCAGGCUUAUGUGAGUCCAUGGUACUGUGUAUAAAGGCCAACUCCAAUAAAUCCUACAAUACAGCAAGGCUUUAGCAAUAUAAGUUUAGAAAAACAUGCUUGCAAUAUAUUUUAAUUAAGUAGUUCUAGCCUUUCUAUGCAUUAUGAAUAAUUCUAAGUAUCUAAGCAAAAUGAAACAACAGGUGUCUUUUUUCCUUUUUUUUUUUUUUUUUUUUAUUGUAGAGGCAGAGGUUGACUAAAUCUAGAUUAGCAGGAAUUAAAUUACAAAUGUUUUCAAGUAGCACCUUGGCUAUCUGUCGUUAAAAAUUGCCGUGAAAUUUACGCUCGCAUUUGUAUGCUCCUAAAAUCUUGCAAGAGAAUUGGAACAUGCUGUUACUUUCUAAUGUGAAACAUGGCAUGGUUUAAUUUCAUUUCAGUAAUAUGUUCUUAAAAAAAAAAAACAGGAAGAAAUUAUUUUCACUGCACAUUCUCCAUUUGUUCAAAGCAGUAGGUUGGUGUCUGAGGUCCUAGUGAGUGUAGGAGUUCGUGGUAGGUUCUCAGUGGAAGGGGGUGCAGUGCUUUGGGAAACCUUCCCCUUCAGAGAAGAAGCAGAACAGUUGCACUAUAAAUAUACCAAAGAUAUGCAGCCAAGUGGCACAGUGUUUUUUGGUAUAAGCCUUAUCCUUCGUCUAAAGAGAGUGGGUAUUUUAAUGCACAUCACUGAUAUGAAAUAGAGCUUGGGAGGUUUAUCCUGUAGCUCUCAGUGCACAUUUCAGAACUAUGCUAAAAAAAACCACAAAAAGACAUGAGGUACCACUGCUGGGUUUUGUUGCAAUUUUUUUUUUUCUGCAGAACUGUAUGGGAAGUCUUAAAUAUCCUGUUCCUGCAUUUUUACUGACUGUUUUGUUUAAGGUGCAGCAGCUCAUGAGUUAAAAUCUUUAAUAACAUUUUAGCAAAUACUUCUGUUGUAAACACAGGAAGUUGUGAUCCUUUAUGAAAGCACUUUAUUAUCUCAUACAGAACGUUGUCUGUGUCCCUAUCAAGUCAUACAGGUUGUAGGAAUUUGGGGAAAUAACACUGUUGUAUAAUUCAGUAAUGUAUUACCACAUGGUAACGAAACCAAUGCAUUUGUGUUCCUUAUCUUCUGGGAUAACAGGAGCUGGUAUUUACCUUAAAUCAACCUGAAGUUUCCUGUUAACCUUUGAACAAAGAUUCUUAUUGAGGGAUGUGUGGGUGGUUUUCCCCAGAAAGGAACCAAAUUCAGUUUUACUCUCUGAGGGUUACAUCUCCUCUCAUUCAUGGCCUUGAUUGAAUUUUAAACACUUAGGCAAUUUUAUUAAUCAUUAAAUUUUACAUGGAAGAGACAUAAGAAUCUGGGGAAUCAAGUGCAUUGCAGAUUUAACUUUUUCCCCCCAUAUCUGUUUGAUCACUGUAAUAUUAUUGAUAUGGAGUACAGCUUCUACAGUAACUUUAAAAAGGAAUUUUAUUUUUUAUUAAUUGGAGUGUAUUGUAUUGAUCUACUGCCUGUCUGCAACAAAACUGGUCAUUCCUCCCAGCAUCAUAUCUGGUAUGUGUUUAUCUGUUGCCUGGUACUGAGAAGUUUCUGUACCAUCCAGUUUGUCCCUGUCUUACCUAAACCUAUUACUGAUGAAGAUUAUUAUGAAGAAUUCCUUUCUGUGGAGAAAAAUCCUCCUGCCACUCAGUGACUUGUCAAAAAGUGUAACAUUUUCUGCCUACACCGUGUGCUGAAAAGCGGUGAUGCCCACAUGGCCUGCAAGAAAAAUAAGUGAGAAAACCUUUUUAGAUGAUACAAAAUUGCUUAAGAGGCACUGAGAAAUUCCAGUAGGACUUGCAAACUCUUAAAGAUUAUCCAAACCAUGUAAUGAUGGCCUCACUGAGCUCCUGCAGAAGUUUCUGUUAAAUUUCGAGGGAGCAGAACUUAAUGUCCCCGCCGAGAGCUCUUGGAGAGCUCCAUCGUUUUGUGCCCGUAUUUGUUACUGAUAUGCCUUGUAUUAGACUUUUAUCUGAUGCUCCCUUUCUCCUGGGGAGCUUUUAAGGACUGCAGCUGAAGAAAAGUGAGCUAGACAAGUAUAAAACUGAAAAUUGAGUGCAGCUUGAGGAGUUGCCCUUGGUGUGACCACUCGAGGCAAACGAGCAUUUUUCUGUGAAUCCUGAAAUGGUGCUUUCCCUUUUGUGACUCCUCUGGAACUGCAGCACCACGGCAAACUGAGCUUCUGCCUCUCCCACAGCCCUAAGAUGUAUUUAUAUUUUAAAAAAAAAAGUCAACGUUGAGAUUAACUCAAACAUUGAGUCCGCCUGUAGCUUGCUGAGAUCUGACUCACUUUGGUGUUGUUUUAGAAGGAAACUGGUGCAGUGUUUUUAAGGACUGAUACCUCUGUCCCUGUUCUAGGAGGGGGAUGGAGGUUGAGGAUGAAGUUCUGUAAAUUUUGCCAGUGACUUCAGCGGAGCUGAAAAUUACAGUUUCAUUUAGGACGUUGUCAUUGACAGUUAUUGAAUUUAGAGAUAUUUAAUUUAGUACAGACUAUUUUGUAGGAGGUUUUUUGGUGUAGCUAGUCGGUGAGAAUUAAUCCCCAACGUAAGGUUGCCUUGUUCUAUCUUCUGUUGAUAAAUGAGCAUUAAAUGGUGGUAAGAAAAUGCAGAGUUGUGACCAGUGUUUAAAAAAAGACCAUUUUUUGUUUUAAUUGGAAAUAAGUGGGGAGCUUGCUCAUUUCCAGCAGCAACACAUUUCGGUAAAUGCAAAAGAACCCGCAUGUUGAGUUUGGAAUUGCUUUUCAGCAAGGCCUGUUUGACUUGCAAGUGUAGAAAAUAAAGUUAUUUCCAGUCUCUGUGAAUUAUUACAAGAA
Myiozetetes cayanensis is the source of this 4619-nucleotide messenger RNA. It is a transcript of the gene ATE1, whose product is annotated as arginyltransferase 1. Gene Ontology annotation, cellular component: cytoplasm. Gene Ontology annotation, biological process: protein arginylation. NCBI's taxonomy places the organism in Eukaryota, Metazoa, Chordata, Aves, Passeriformes, Tyrannidae. The transcript is spliced from 12 exons. The record is from RefSeq and is a predicted model, not a curated record. Gene Ontology annotation, molecular function: arginyl-tRNA--protein transferase activity. Bases 71 to 1654 code for a protein of 527 amino acids.